This is a messenger RNA of Phanerochaete carnosa HHB-10118-sp, 873 nucleotides long. RefSeq lists its product as uncharacterized. The coding region runs from base 1 to 873 and encodes 290 amino acids. Lineage: Eukaryota; Fungi; Basidiomycota; Agaricomycetes; Polyporales; Phanerochaetaceae. The transcript is spliced from 8 exons. The record is from RefSeq and is a predicted model, not a curated record.
AUGGCCCCCUUUCCUGUUCCCGCGAUAUACUCCAUGGAGUCCUUAAACAAGGACUCGCCAAUCCGUCAAGUAUAUCCAGAGGACAUUUAUCCAAACGGUGAUUACUAUCCUUCGCCCUACGGUCGAGUCAGAUAUUGGAUUGUUGGUCCAGAAGAGGGAAGGAAGGUCGUCCUCAUUCAUGGUAUUGCUUGCCCCAGCAUUGUCUGGAAGGACGUUCAGGCAGAGCUUGUGUCUAAUGGUUUCAGGGUCCUGAUGUACGAUGUCUACGGUCGCGGUUAUACGGAAGCACCUAGGCUGACCUGCGAUCCAAGUCUGUGCAUCGUACAGCUGGCACUGCUGAUGCAAUAUAUUCGUUGGAAUGUAGCUGACGUCGUGGGCUUUUCGAUGGGAGGCGCUAUCGCCGCUUCUUUCGCCGCCAUGUUCCCUCACCUUAUCGACAAGAACGUCGUCAUGCUAUCAGCCGCGGGCCUAAUAGAUACCAAGGAGUCGCAACCUGACAGCGGACAAUUGCCCGUACACCUCCGAGAGCUGCAAUCCCAACAUCUCCCGGGAUUCAAUGACAUCCUCGAAUCGUCCAGGAAAGACGGCCUCAUCACUGGCGCCAACUGGGCAUACAAGAAGCUAGGCAAGAUGACUGACAAACGCUUCCUGAUUGUUCACGUAAGCUGUUACACCUUCGCUGCUCCGAGCAACCCUGAGAUACCAGUUCAGGGCACUGCGGACAACAUCGUGCCAUACUCGGAGGCUUUCAAGAUUCAUAAACUCGUCCCGCAAGCGCAGUUGGUUCCCAUCGAAGGCGCGAGCCACUAUGUACCGCUGGAAGAAGGCUCUCGGGAAAAGUUCACCGCGGCCUUGGUCAAGUUCCUCUCGUGA